AUGCCACUUCCAAUUUCGCGUCCAUUGGAUUACGACAGUGAUCCGGAGAUCCAAGCCGAGAAAGAGCUCGCCAAGAAGGACCCAGCAUUCGCCAUUGAUGAAAACUCGCUGAUUUCGCAGAAGAAAGCCGCUGCUAAUGCGCUCGAAGCGGCCAAGGUGAAAACGGAUGGCGCGAUCGCCGCUCCGAUCACCAAUGGUCGUUCCAAGUCGACCGACGAUGUCACCAAGAAGGCGAAGGUCGGAAACCAGACGAAGGCGUUGAAGAAGCAGCGCUCGCGCGGAAUAUCCGGAUGCUCAUCGCGCAAGUUCUCCGGAUACGACGACGGAUAUGAUCUUGAUGAUUUGGAUUAUGAUUACGAACGCGAUGUCUUUGACGAGUUUGUGCAAGCGAAACAGCCUAAAAAAUUAGCAGUUGAUAUUUCAGAUGCGACGAACAAGAUGAGUAUUUGUAUUCGAAGAAACAUUGAAUCAUCACAAACACUCACUUGGUAG
This is a messenger RNA of Caenorhabditis bovis, 492 nucleotides long. The record is from the annotation of a GenBank genome assembly. NCBI's taxonomy places the organism in Eukaryota, Metazoa, Nematoda, Chromadorea, Rhabditida, Rhabditidae.